This is a messenger RNA of Hemicordylus capensis (graceful crag lizard), 1637 nucleotides long. It is a transcript of the gene OVOL2, whose product is annotated as ovo like zinc finger 2. Bases 110 to 838 code for a protein of 242 amino acids. Gene Ontology annotation, biological process: regulation of transcription by RNA polymerase II; epidermal cell differentiation. NCBI's taxonomy places the organism in Eukaryota, Metazoa, Chordata, Lepidosauria, Squamata, Cordylidae. The transcript is spliced from 5 exons. The record is from RefSeq and is a predicted model, not a curated record. Gene Ontology annotation, cellular component: nucleus. Gene Ontology annotation, molecular function: RNA polymerase II cis-regulatory region sequence-specific DNA binding; DNA-binding transcription factor activity, RNA polymerase II-specific.
AUAUACAGAUGGGAUCUAAAUUAGCUGAAUCAGGAAGGAGAUCUUGAGGACUGCAGAAAGCUCAUUGGAAACAUCACCAGAACAUACGUUACAUUCUUUGAAAACAUUCAUGUCUAAGGAAGGGUUGGAACAAAGCAGAGCUGCUCCAACCGGUCAGACAGGAGAGAUAAAGUGUGUGCUCCUGAAUUAUCGUAGUGAAGACAGCUGCAGCUUGGAGAGCAGUAGCAGCAGCAAUAGGGACACAGAGACUACCAACACCUCAGCUCCUGAGUCUACAACAGAGGAGACACUUCUGAAUUUGACAGUGAGCCGUCCCACAGUCAGAUCCAAAAUCAAGUUCACCACUGGCACCUGCAGUGAUGCUUUGAUACACAAUUGUAAGUUAUGUGGCAAAGGAUUUCGUUUGCAGCGUAUGCUCAAUCGCCACAUAAAGUGUCACAGCCAAGUGAAGAGACACUUGUGCACCUUCUGUGGGAAAGGAUUCAAUGACACCUUUGAUCUGAAAAGACACGUAAGGACACAUACAGGAAUUCGUCCAUAUAAAUGCGAGAUCUGCAACAAAGCCUUUACCCAGCGUUGUUCCCUGGAAUCCCACCUUAAGAAGAUCCAUGGAAUACAGCAACAAUACGCCUACAAGCAACGGAGAGAUAAACUGUAUGUUUGUGAAGACUGUGGCUACACAGGCCCAACCCAAGAGGACUUGUAUGUGCACAUCAGGAGCAUUCAUCCUGGAAGUGCUUUUUUGAAGAAAACAUCAAAAAAACUUGCAGCUGUUUUGAAAAACAAACAGACCUCUCCAGCAGAUAUGAAUCUCAAAGAGAACCAAGUUGAUCAAUAAUGCUUUAGUGCAGGGACAGGCAACCUUGGCUCUCCAGCUGUUGAACUACAACUUCCAUUACCCUCAGCCACAAUUUAUGAGAGUUUUAGUUCAACAACAGCUGGAGAGCCAAAGUUGCCAACCCCUGCUUUAGUGGAUUGUGGAAGCCAAAUACAUUGAAGUUUACAUGCAUUAGAUCUAGGGUUGCCAAGUCUCAGCAUCUGACCAGUAUGUUAGGUUUUCAGCUUAAGUCAAUGGGCAUAGGGUCUCCAGGGGAAGGGAAGGAGCAACAUCUCAGGAUAAAGAAGACUGGUUAUUAUCUGCUUGGCUCUCAAGUUUUUACUAUUUGCCCUUGUUAAUCAGGCACCAGGCUCCUUCCCUAAUUUGUCAGAUGCUAUCCUCCUGCCUAUCCAACUCUACCUCCUGAUUUGCCAGGUACCAUCCUUUAGCUCAGGGCUGCUCAACUUCGGACCUCCUGAAGAUGUUGGCCUACAACUCCCAUAAUUCCUGGCUAUUGGCCACUGUGGCUGAGGAUUAUGGGAGGCCUAAAUUGAGCAGGCCUGCUUUAGCUCCUUAACUUUUCCUCCUGAGUCAAAGGGUCUGAGUUUCUCAGGAGAGUUGGAAAUCUUAGUGCUUAAACUACAGUUAUCUGGACUCAUAAGUCUUCUGAAUUUUUGAACAUGAGUGAAAUCUUUCUAAGGAAAUUAGUAGUACAGAACACAAUGUAAUAUUUCUAUCUGUAAAAUUUUGUGUUCAGUUUCCUCAAUCCUUGUGUUUGUAUACUGACAUCCCACAAGUGUCUUUGAAAAAUAAAAAUGUA